Pteronotus mesoamericanus is the source of this 4723-nucleotide messenger RNA. RefSeq names its product jagged canonical Notch ligand 1 (gene JAG1). Gene Ontology annotation, biological process: cell communication; heterophilic cell-cell adhesion; Notch signaling pathway. Bases 513 to 4169 code for a protein of 1218 amino acids. The record is from RefSeq and is a predicted model, not a curated record. NCBI's taxonomy places the organism in Eukaryota, Metazoa, Chordata, Mammalia, Chiroptera, Mormoopidae. Gene Ontology annotation, molecular function: Notch binding; calcium ion binding. Gene Ontology annotation, cellular component: plasma membrane; protein-containing complex. The transcript has 26 exons.
UAAAGGUGGCCAGCCGGGACCGCGGCUCCCAGACGGGCUCUGCGAGUCCCUCUCCGAGAGCCGGGUGGGCACGCGUCAUUGUGUUACCUGCGGCCGGCCCGCGAGCUGGGCUUCGGGUUUUUUUUUUCCUCCCCUUUCUCCCUUCUUUCUGUGCAGCUGAUCUGAAAGGGAAUAAAAGACCGCGCAUAAUCAUAAUAAUAAAAGAAGGGGAGCGCGAGAGAAGGAAAGAAAGCCGGGAGGUGGAAAAGGAGGGGGAGUGCCUCAAAGAAGCGAUCAGAAUAAUAAAAGGAGGCCGGGCUCUUUGCCUUCUGGAACGGGCCGCUCUUGAAAGGGCUUUUGAAAAGUGGUGUUGUUUUCCAGUCGUGCAUGCUCCAAUCGGCGGAGUAUAUUAGAGCCGGGACGCGGCGGCUGCAGGGGCAGCGGCGACGGCAGCACCGGCGGCAGCACCGGCAGAAACACCAGCGCGAACAGCGGCGGCGGCGUCCCGAGUGCCCGCGGCGCGCGGCGCAGCGAUGCGGUCCCCACGGACGCGCAGCCGGCCCGGGCGCCCCCUGAGCCUCCUGCUCGCCCUGCUCUGCGCCCUGCGAGCCAAGGUGUGCGGGGCCUCCGGCCAGUUCGAGUUGGAGAUCCUCUCCAUGCAGAACGUGAACGGGGAGCUGCAGAACGGGAACUGCUGUGGCGGCGCCCGGAACCCGGGGGACCGCAAGUGCACCCGUGACGAGUGUGACACGUACUUCAAAGUGUGCCUCAAGGAGUACCAGUACCGCGUCACGGCGGGGGGACCCUGCAGCUUCGGCUCGGGGUCCACUCCUGUCAUCGGUGGCAACACCUUCAACCUCAAGACCAGUCGCGGCAGUGAACGCAACCGUAUCGUUCUGCCUUUCAGUUUCGCCUGGCCGAGGUCCUACACUUUACUUGUGGAGGCGUGGGAUUCCAGUAACGACACUGUCCAACCUGACAGCAUUAUUGAAAAAGCUUCUCACUCGGGUAUGAUAAACCCCAGCCGACAGUGGCAGACCCUAAAGCAGAACACAGGGGUGGCCCACUUUGAGUAUCAGAUCCGUGUGACCUGUGAUGACUAUUACUAUGGCUUCGGCUGCAACAAGUUCUGUCGACCCAGAGAUGAUUUCUUUGGACAUUAUGCCUGUGACCAGAAUGGCAACAAAACUUGCAUGGAAGGCUGGACGGGCCCCGAAUGUAACAAAGCUAUUUGCCGACAGGGCUGUAGUCCCAAGCAUGGGUCUUGCAAAUUCCCAGGUGACUGCAGGUGCCAGUAUGGCUGGCAGGGCCCGUACUGUGACAAGUGUAUCCCGCACCCGGGGUGUGUCCACGGCACCUGUAACGAGCCCUGGCAGUGCCUCUGUGAGACCAACUGGGGCGGGCAGCUCUGCGACAAAGAUCUCAAUUACUGUGGGACUCACCAGCCGUGUCUCAAUCGGGGAACUUGUAGCAACACGGGUCCUGACAAAUACCAGUGUUCCUGCCCUGAGGGCUAUUCAGGACUCAACUGUGAGAUUGCGGAGCACGCCUGCCUCUCUGAUCCCUGCCACAACAGAGGCAGCUGCCGGGAGACCUCACUGGGGUUUGAGUGUGAGUGUUCUCCGGGCUGGACCGGCCCCACGUGCUCCACAAACAUUGAUGACUGUUCUCCAAAUAACUGUUCCCAUGGGGGCACCUGCCUGGACUUGGUUAAUGGAUUUAAGUGCAUGUGCCCACCCCAGUGGACUGGCAAAACAUGCCAGUUAGAUGCAAAUGAAUGUGAGGCCAAACCUUGCGUCAAUGCCAAAUCCUGUAAGAAUCUAAUUGCAAGCUACUACUGUGACUGCCUCCCAGGCUGGACGGGUCAGAACUGUGAAAUAAAUAUUAAUGACUGCCUUGGCCAGUGUCAGAAUGACGCCGCCUGUCGGGAUUUGGUUAAUGGUUAUCGCUGUAUCUGUCCACCUGGCUAUGCAGGCGAUCACUGUGAGAGAGACAUCGAUGAAUGUGCCAGCAACCCCUGUUUGAAUGGGGGUCACUGUCAGAAUGAAAUCAACAGAUUCCAGUGUCUGUGUCCCACUGGUUUCUCUGGAAACCUGUGUCAGCUGGACAUAGAUUAUUGUGAGCCCAAUCCCUGCCAGAAUGGUGCCCAGUGCUUCAACCGUGCCAGUGACUAUUUCUGCAAGUGUACUGAGGACUAUGAAGGCAAGAACUGCUCCCACCUUAAAGACCACUGCCGCACCACCCCCUGUGAAGUGAUUGACAGCUGCACAGUGGCUAUGGCUUCCAACGACACGCCUGAAGGGGUGCGGUAUAUCUCCUCGAACGUCUGUGGUCCCCAUGGGAAGUGCAAGAGUCAGUCGGGAGGCAAAUUCACAUGUGACUGUAACAAAGGCUUCACUGGAACGUACUGCCAUGAAAAUAUUAAUGACUGUGAGAGCAACCCCUGUAAAAAUGGUGGCACUUGCAUCGAUGGUGUCAACUCCUACAAAUGCAUCUGCAGCGAUGGCUGGGAGGGGGCCUACUGUGAAACCAACAUUAACGAUUGCAGCCAGAACCCCUGCCACAAUGGGGGCUCGUGUCGUGACCUAGUCAACGACUUCUACUGUGACUGUAAAAAUGGGUGGAAAGGAAAGACCUGCCAUUCACGUGACAGCCAGUGUGACGAGGCCACAUGCAACAACGGGGGCACCUGCUAUGAUGAAGGGGAUGCUUUCAAGUGCAUGUGUCCUGCAGGCUGGGAAGGAACAACCUGCAACAUAGCUCGAAAUAGUAGCUGCCUGCCAAACCCCUGCCAUAACGGGGGCACCUGUGUCGUCAACGGCGAGUCCUUCACAUGUGUCUGCAAAGAAGGCUGGGAGGGGCCCAUCUGCACUCAGAAUACCAAUGACUGCAGCCCUCAUCCCUGUUACAACAGUGGCACGUGCGUGGAUGGAGACAACUGGUACCGGUGCGAGUGCGCCCCUGGUUUUGCGGGGCCUGACUGCAGAAUAAAUAUCAACGAAUGCCAGUCUUCCCCUUGUGCUUUUGGGGCAACUUGUGUGGAUGAGAUCAAUGGCUAUCGGUGUGUCUGCCCCCCAGGGCACAGUGGUGCCAAAUGCCAGGAAGUUUCAGGGAGACCUUGCAUCACCAUGGGGAGUGUGAUACCAGAUGGGGCCAGGUGGGAUGAUGACUGCAACACCUGCCAGUGCCUGAACGGACGGAUUGCCUGCUCAAAGGUCUGGUGUGGUCCUCGAUCUUGCCUGCUCCACAAAGGGCACAGCGAGUGCCCCAGCGGGCAGAGCUGCAUCCCCAUCCUGGACGACCAGUGUUUUGUCCGCCCCUGUACAGGUGUGGGCGAGUGUCACUCUUCCAGCCUCCAGCCAGUGAAGACCAAAUGCACUUCUGACCCCUAUUACCAGGAUAACUGUGCAAACAUCACGUUCACCUUCAACAAAGAGAUGAUGUCUCCGGGUCUUACCACAGAGCGCAUUUGCAGCGAAUUGAGGAAUUUGAGUAUUUUGAAGAAUGUUUCUGCUGAAUAUUCAAUCUACAUAGCUUGUGAGCCUUCCUCUUCUGCAAACAAUGAAAUACAUGUGGCCAUUUCUGCUGAAGAUAUACGGGAUGAUGGAAACCCUAUCAAGGAAAUCACCGACAAAAUUAUAGACCUUGUUAGUAAACGUGAUGGGAACAGCUCACUUAUUGCUGCUGUGGCAGAAGUGAGAGUUCAGAGACGUCCUCUGAAGAACAGAACAGAUUUCCUGGUCCCUCUGCUGAGCUCUGUGCUCAGCGUGGCGUGGGUCUGUUGCUUGGUGACGGCCUUCUACUGGUGUGUGCGGAAGCGGCGGAAGCCCAGCAGCCACGCGCGCUCGGCCUCGGAGGACAACACCACCAACAACGUCAGGGAGCAGCUGAACCAGAUCAAAAACCCCAUCGAGAAGCACGGGACCAACACGGUCCCCAUCAAGGACUACGAGAACAAAAACUCCAAAAUGUCAAAAAUAAGGACACAUAACUCGGAGGUAGAGGAGGACGACAUGGACAAGCACCAGCAGAAAACCCGGUUCACCAAGCAGCCGGUGUACACGCUGGUAGACAGAGAGGAGAAGCCCCCCAACGGCACACCUGCCAAACACCCAAACUGGACAAACAAACAGGACAACAGAGACCUGGAGAGCGCCCAGAGCUUAAACAGGGUGGAGUACAUCGUAUAGCAGACGGCGGGCGCCACCUCCGCCGCUAGGUAGAGUCCGCGGGCGCAUGGGGCCAUAGUUCUUUAACUGUCUAGUCUGGUCUGAGGCUGUUGUUGACUUAGAAUCCCUGUGUUAAUUUAAGUUUUGACAAGCUGGCUUACACUGGCAAUGGUAGUUUCUGUGGUUGCCUGGGAAAUCGAGGGCUGCAUCUCAGAGCUAUGCAAAAACCAGUCCAAAGUGCCCGAGUGCACGGUCCCUGCAGCCGACAGGUCUCGGAUCAGGCGCCCAGCAGAAGGCCCCGCCCCUAGGCCUUGAGCUUCCAUUUCUGCCAGGUUUCUCGAUGGUGAUGCAGUCUUAGGAUCAUAGUUUUAUUUAUAUUUAUUGACUCGAGUUGUUUUUGUAUAUUGGUUUUAUGAUGACGUACAAGUAGUUCUGUAUUUGAAAAGUGCCUUUGCAGCUCAGAACCACAGCAACUAUCACAAAUGAGUUUAUUAUUUAUUUUUUUUAUUGUAUUUUGUUGUUGGGGGAGGGGGGGACUUUGAUGUCGGCAGUUGCUGGUAAAAUGAAGAAUUUAA